ACAGAUUAUAGAAGUCAUUCAUUGCGCGAAAUCAAUUCAAAUGUUUUGUCCGCAAUUAAUCAGCUGUAACCUCAAUUUGUUUGUUUAUAUGUUAUUUAUACAGUAAUUAGUCAUCCCUAUAAUCGAGUGACUGGUGAAGCAGUAAUAAUAAGCCUUUGGUGAUAAAACGACGGCUCAACAUGAGCUUUUGUAAAGAAUUUAUUUUUGUAUUGUUACAUGGGUUAAUUUUAGUUUGCGAAUGUAAAUAUGGGUUUAUAACUUGGACAGGGGGUAAGGCAGAAAUAUCUGUGAGUGAUUAUUACGCUGAUAUACCUGAUGUUCACGUCGCACGUGCAACUUACAGCAACGAAGUCAAUUCAACAGGAUGGGCAUUUCUGGAACUCCACACAACUGAGGAUUCCCCUGAUGAGCAGCAAGCUUAUGCAGCUGGCUAUCUCGAAGGUUUCCUCACCAGAGACCUGAUUUGGAUGCAUUGGCAAAAUGUUCUCAAAGGGUACUGUUACAACAAAACAGAUGUAUGUGGUUUGAUUGAAGCAUUUGUAGAUAAAAAUGAGGCGUACAUCACUUCUAUGGUAGAUAAAUAUCCCAAUGAUCCAUACUGGUAUCAGAUAAAACUGUAUUACGUACAGCUGGAGGGACUAGCCAUAGGUUACAAUGAAGCCACCACCAAUCCGUAUGAACUUCUCACCGUGCGCGAUAUUAUUUGGCUCAACAUGCUGGGUGAUUUGGACGAGCUAUCGUUCGCGCUGUCAGCGCCCCCUGAGUUCCCUGAAGGGCUGAUGUUCGGCGAGCACUGCUCGGGGCUGGUGAAGCUGCUGCCUCACUUCAGGGACCUUUAUGUCUCCCAGGUCACGUGGAACAGUUACCAGUCGAUGCUGCGCUUCCAGAAGAUGUACGUACUGAAAUAUCACAUGUACCCGGGCAGCAAAGACAUCAUACCCGGGUACAAGAUGUCGUUCUCCUCAUACCCGGGCUUCGUGCAGUCCACAGACGACUUCUACGUGAUAUCUUCGGGGCUGGUGGCUGCGGAGACCACCAUUGGGAACAGCAACCGGACGCUCUACAAAUAUGUGAAGCCACUUGGACAGAUAAUGGAGUUCGCUCGAGCGAUGGUGGCCAAUCGUUUAGCUCACGACGGCACCCAGUGGGUGCAGAUAUUUCGCAAACAUAACAGCGGCACCUACAACAACCAGUGGUAUAUAGUGGACUACAAGAAGUUCAAGCCGCGUACUUCUUCCAAGCCGGGUAAAGCCUUACCGGGUCUACUGUGGGUGGUAGAACAACUGCCCGGGUACACUGAGGCCGCCGAUCUAACUUCGGCAUUGGUCAGCACUUCAUACUUCCCGUCGUACAACAUCGCUUAUUUCCCGCGCGUGUUCAACAUGAGCGGGGGGAAUGUGAGGGUGAAGACCUACGGCGACUGGUUCGGAUACCACACCAACCCAAGAGCCAAGAUAUUCAAACAGAAACAGGCCGGUAUCAAUAACCUCCGCGAUAUGUACGAGGUGAUGCGCUACAAUGACUACAAACACGACCCUUUAUCGCGCUGCGACGCUUGCAAUCCUCCAUAUAGUGCUUGCAACGCUAUCUCCGCGAGAAACGACCUCAACCCGCCCAAUGGCACGUAUCCAUUCCGAGCGUUGGGUCACCGCAGCCACGGCGCCACAGACGUCAAGAUUACCAGCGCCCUCCUGCACCGCGCGCACCAGUUCAUCGCACAAGCCAGCCCCACCUACAACCUGUCCCGAGGGAUCCCGCCCUUCACGUGGAGUGAAUUCGAUAUGGGUCCACAGUUGAACCACAUUGGUCACCCGGACCGCUGGAUGUUCCCGCCCAUCCUCCACCGCUGGGAGUGGGAAUAGGUCUAUAGCAAUAAGGAUUGAUAUUUGAAAGAUAUUUCGUUUUUUAAUUUGUUGUUAUUAUAUAAAGAAAAAUAAUCUGUAUAUGAUAAAAUUAUUGUAUCAACAUUUUUGUAUUAAAGAAUGCCUGUUUUUGCAUUUAUUUCGUAUAUAAGCAAUGAACGAUUUGAAAUUAAAACCU
This is a messenger RNA of Chilo suppressalis (striped riceborer), 2040 nucleotides long. Lineage: Eukaryota; Metazoa; Arthropoda; Insecta; Lepidoptera; Crambidae. The record is from the annotation of a GenBank genome assembly.